Teleopsis dalmanni is the source of this 1629-nucleotide messenger RNA. Its product is annotated as ATP-binding cassette sub-family D member-like. Lineage: Eukaryota; Metazoa; Arthropoda; Insecta; Diptera; Diopsidae. Gene Ontology annotation, molecular function: long-chain fatty acid transmembrane transporter activity; ATP binding; ATP hydrolysis activity. Gene Ontology annotation, biological process: fatty acid beta-oxidation; long-chain fatty acid import into peroxisome; peroxisome organization. Gene Ontology annotation, cellular component: peroxisomal membrane. The record is from RefSeq and is a predicted model, not a curated record.
AUUAACUGAGGACAUUUCUGUUUUCUCAAGUUCAAUUGCUCAUUUAUAUAGCAGUUUAACUAAGCCUUGCUUUGAUUUGAUGUUAAUUGGGUUAACGUUGAUGCGUUCGUCACAGAAAAUGAAGGCAAACAUAUUAUCAGGACCUACUUUAGCUGUAUGUGUUAUAUCGCUUACUGCAUACAUUAUGCGAAUUGUGUCGCCAAAAUUUGGACAACUUGUAUCAGAAGAAGCAAAUCGUUAUGCAUAUCUGAGGCAUAUACACUCUCGGAUAAUCACGAAUGCUGAAGAAAUAGCUUUUUAUGGAGGACAUAAGGUGGAACUUCAACAACUUCGACAAGCAUAUAAUCGACUUGCAAUUCAAAUGAAUAAUAUAUUUGUACAAAAACUUUGGUUUAUAAUGCUUGAACAGUUCUUUAUGAAAUAUGUUUGGUCUGGAACAGGCAUGGUUAUGGUAUCUUUACCGAUUCUUACCUCCUCCUUUCAACAUAAUGCAAGUAAUGGAAAUAUAAAAAAUGGUGAUAAAACUGUUACAGAUCCAAAUAUCAGCGAGCGAACGCAAUACUUAACUACAGCCCGUAAUUUACUUAUAUCAGCGGCUGAUGCAAUAGAACGUCUUAUGUCUUCUUACAAAGAGAUUGUUGCCUUAGCUGGUUAUACCCAUAGAGUAGCUGGAAUGAUUGAAGUUUUACAAGAUACUGCACAAGGUGUAUAUAAAAGAAAUACAGUGGAUGAGAAAAUGAUUACCAAUAAUAUUAUCGAAUUUCGUAAUGGGACCCCAAUUGCAAAAGGAAAAAUUAUAUACUUUGACGAACAAAAUGAAGCAUGCAUAUCAUUACAUUCGGUUCCAGUUGUAACACCAAACUGUGAUAUUGUUAUACCUAAUCUAACGUUGUGUAUUAAGCCAGGGAUGCAUUUAUUAAUAACUGGGCCAAAUGGAUGUGGAAAAUCUAGCCUCUUUCGUAUACUUAGCGGAAUGUGGCCUAUAUAUUCGGGUGAAUUGCAUAUUCCCCGACCUGUUGAAGGAAAACCCUGCAUGUUUUAUAUACCUCAGAGGCCUUAUAUGUCGAUUGGUAGUCUUUGUGAUCAAAUUAUAUAUCCUGAUAAUAGAGACGAUAUGAAGAACAAAGGAAUAACAAUAAAUGAGCUUAAAAGAAUUUUAAAAAUGGUUAAUUUGGAACACAUUGCACAGAGAGAUAGUUUUGAUGGAAUUAGGGAUUGGAAAGAUAUUUUAUCCGGCGGAGAAAAACAGCGCAUGGCAAUUGCAAGAUUAUUUUAUCACAAACCUAAAUAUGCUUUACUUGAUGAAUGCACUAGUGCUGUUUCAAUUGAUGUCGAAAGCUCCAUAUAUGAGGAGGCAAAAAGUAUGGGUAUAACUCUUCUAACAAUUACGCAUAGACCGACCUUAUGGAAAUACCAUACACACAUUCUAGAAUUUGACGGACAAGGAAGUUGGAACUUCCGCAAAAUGGAACCAAAUGAGCAACAGAGACGAGUAGCAAAAUAAUUAAUUAUAUACGUCUCUUAUAACAAUAAGAGACGUAUUUGAAUUUGUAUUAUUGGUGUGGUAAUAAAAAGAACAAUAUUAUAAUGUAAUAUAUUAAUAAUAAAAAUUAUGUAUAUUUUAUGUAA